Messenger RNA from Wickerhamiella sorbophila, 921 nucleotides. RefSeq names its product Ingression protein fic1. The transcript has a single exon. The coding region runs from base 1 to 921 and encodes 306 amino acids. NCBI's taxonomy places the organism in Eukaryota, Fungi, Ascomycota, Dipodascomycetes, Dipodascales, Trichomonascaceae. The record is from RefSeq and is a predicted model, not a curated record.
AUGGACACAAAUUUGCCUGAGCCAACAGAGGUCGGCACCCUGAUUGUAGUUGUCAUGAAGGCCAAGAAUCUUCACAACAAACGGGCUCUUUCCAAGCAGAAUCCGUUCUGUUCGGUGCGAGUAGCCACCUCUGCUCAUAAAACGAAAACCAUUGACAGAGGUGGCCAGUGUCCGUCGUGGGAUCAGGAAAUGAGAUUCAAUAUUUUUGAAGGAUCAGAGUUCGAGUGUUUAAAGCUGUCUGUUUUCGACCAAAACCGCUCCACCGCAGACAUCGUUGGCGAUGCUGUGAUCCCAUUGAAGCCAGCCUUCGAGGCCAGAGUCAGAGACGGCUAUGAUGCUUGGCAUCCAAUCUAUUUUAACAAGCGAUAUACGGGCGAGGUUUAUUUGGAGAUGACGUUUUAUUCCAAGAACCGGCGCAGAAGUUCUCCGUCAAGGCGGAGUUCCACCGCUUCGGCAUCUUCUCUAUCGAGUAUACCAUCACCGAACUCGUCUUUUUCUUCCGGAAGACGACAGCUACCUCAGAUUCCUCAACCGCAAGGAGCAAACGUAUCUUUGACUCAUUCUCGCAGCAGCAGUAGCACCCGAAGUGUGUCCCCUUCCCGUACCCCGCGUCCACUACCCCAAGUUCCCGGUGCUCCAAGGUCGUCACUAUACAAACAGAGUUUCGACAGUGUACCCAAUUUGCAUCAAUUCACUAGCUCCGACCCUGAGCACGUUAGCCCAUGGGGUGAUGCCAGUCUGAUUUCCAGCGCAAGCUUCCACCAAGAUCUUCACACCAUGAUGAACUUGUCCAACAAUUCGGCACCCUGCCUUACCCAGAGUCGAAAAUCAGACGUCCUUUCGCCAAUUGAUCAGGAAGACAUUUCACGCCAGAUCAACGACGGGUUUGGUGAAUCUAUGUUCGAACGCAUUCGGCCCUGA